This is a messenger RNA of Mus musculus (house mouse), 4605 nucleotides long. It is a transcript of the gene Rab43, whose product is annotated as RAB43, member RAS oncogene family. The record is from RefSeq and is marked validated. Gene Ontology annotation, cellular component: cis-Golgi network membrane; endoplasmic reticulum membrane; Golgi apparatus. NCBI's taxonomy places the organism in Eukaryota, Metazoa, Chordata, Mammalia, Rodentia, Muridae. Gene Ontology annotation, molecular function: GTPase activity; G protein activity; GTP binding. Gene Ontology annotation, biological process: regulation of Golgi organization; phagosome maturation; retrograde transport, plasma membrane to Golgi. Bases 236 to 868 code for a protein of 210 amino acids. The transcript has 3 exons.
AGAGAGCUGCGGAGGGCCGGGCGGUGCGCUCCCGGGCGGAGCCGAGUCCUCGGGGCUCCGGAGCGGAGCGGGGCGGGGCGGAGCGGGACGGUCGAUCGGUCCGCCGUGCAGCUCGUUCAGGUGCCGCCGCCGCUCCACGUAGCCCGGCGGCGGGCCGGCUAGGGCACACGGACCUCGGCCCGCGGCUGUCCUUAGCCCAAGCCGGGCCCUUGCGUCCCAGGACUCCCGCGGAGCCAUGGCGGGCCCUGGCCCGGGAGAUCAGGACGAACACUACGAUUUCCUGUUCAAGCUGGUGUUAGUGGGCGACGCGAGCGUGGGCAAGACGUGCGUGGUGCAGCGCUUCAAGACCGGCGCCUUCUCGGCGCGUCAGGGCAGCACCAUCGGUGUCGACUUCACCAUGAAGACGCUGGAGAUCCAGGGCAAGCGGGUCAAGUUACAGAUUUGGGACACAGCUGGCCAGGAGCGGUUCCGGACCAUCACCCAGAGCUACUACCGAAGUGCCAAUGGGGCUAUCCUUGCGUACGACAUCAGCAAGAGGAGCACCUUCUUGUCAGUGCCUCACUGGAUCGAGGAUGUGAGGAAGUACGCGGGUUCCAACAUCGUGCAGCUGCUGAUUGGGAACAAGUCAGACCUUGCCGAUUUCCGGGAGGUCCCAUUGGCGGAGGCACAGAGCCUGGCUGAGCACUAUGACAUCCUCUGUGCCAUCGAGACCUCCGCAAAGGACUCCAGCAAUGUGGAGGAGGCCUUCACCAGAGUGGCCACGGAGCUCAUCAUGAGGCACGGAGGUCCCAUGUUCAGUGAGAAGAACACAGACCACAUCCAGCUGGACAGCAAGGACAUUGCGGAGAGCUGGGGCUGUGGGUGCUGACCUCCCCUCCUCCUCUGUCUCCAGCCUGUCAAGCCCCACCCUUCAGAGUCAGCCCUCCCGGGCACUGGCUUCUCUAGAGGGAUUCUGCACCCCUGGCCUGGAUGCUGUGUAGGAAGGGAGAUGCUAUGCAGGGUAUCCUGUGUAGAAGGCUAUCGGUCCAGGGCAGGAUGUGGACCAUCCCACCAGCCAGCAUCUGCUCUCUCGAUGUUCUUCACAUUCCAGGACUAGCCUGAGCCUCCAGCAUAGACUGUGGUGGGAAAUGGGCUGGCUGUGCUGCCCAACUGCCUCGUGCUGGUGUUGACCUUCUCCUGCCUUGACUGCUGCAGACGUGCAGUGGGUUGCUGCUCUCCAGGGAUGUGGCUGGUACCCCAGGUUCUUCCAGGUCAUUCUCCUGCCUCUUACCAAAGUAUAAAAAGCACAUCAAUUAGACCCACAGACUGGUGCCGAGCCUUGUCCCGGGGAGGCCUGAGCCCAUCAGGUGGGAUCAGCAUCUGUCCUCACUGCCAGCUUGGAGCUCCGAGCUCCCUGGGCCUGGCUCGAUGCCUUACCAAGACCUCUCAGAUGUUUUCUUUUCCAUGUAGCAUCCCAUUUUCACUGACCCAAUUGUAGAGUCAUGGUCAGGGGCCAACUGGGAACUGUCUCUGGGCUUAAGGCCCAAAAUGUUGCCAGUCAGGUUGCAAAAGCAGCUAAUCUUUCAGUGUGGUUGAAGGGUGAGAUAGGAAAGUGGAGGUUUAAGAAAAAAGGAGCAGCUUUCGAGGGGCAGCUCGUGGGUAGAGCACAUGCUUAGCACAUGCCAGGCCCCAAGUUCAGUCCUCAGCACCAAAAACAACAGAGGAGCAGCUUUCGAGGGGCAGCUCGUGGGUAGAGCACAUGCUUAGCACAUGCCAGGCCCCAAGUUCAGUCCUCAGCACCAAAAACAACAGAACAGCAGCUUCUGGGGUGUGUCUGAGGUUGAGGGCCCUAUGGAUGCCAGCCUUGCCCCGUGUGGAGAAGCCAUCCCUGCGACGACUGUCCAGAGCUUCUAGUUCCCUGUGGUCCUGGUCUGGCUUACAGUUUCAAAGCAAAAAAGACGAGUGCCCACUGGCCUGAGACCUGCCUGCCUUAACGGGUGCUUCCUGCUGGGGUCAGAAGGAGUUGUUCCCCGCAUCUUCCUCCUGCUGACAUCCUACCCUUGCCUCCCACCUCAAGCAUUCUGAUCUGUCAGCACCUUUCCUAGGGAGAUCUGGCCACAGGGCACUUUGCAACAGCUACAUGGCAGCCCAGGGAGACAGAACUGUGGUGAACUAGAUAAACAGGGCUAGACUCACUGGGGUCCCCUUCAGGUAGGAGGCAGCCUGUGUACUAGCUGAGCCUGGCUCUGAUGGCAUGGAAUCAGGGUCUGCUCUGAGUGCUCUCAGGUGGGGAUCACUGUGGCUGUACUGGGUUAGAGCUGCAUGGCUCUAAGGGCUGGGGACCAUGAAGCCCGUAAGGCUUUCUUAACCCGUAUGAUCCUUUUGGGGGCAUGGCAGUGACCUUUUCACAGGGGUCACCUAUCAGAAAACAGCUGACUGUCUUCCUUUCCUGGGCCCGAUGCACUUGAGAGAGUCCUGCUUGCUGGUUUCAGUUGGCUCAAACUCUUAUCAGGGAGAGCUGGUUCCUUCCCUGACCCCGCCCCUGCAGAGCCUGACUCCACCCACGGGUGGGUACUACCCAACUCUGAGCCUGCCCUUUGUACUGCACAUGGUCUUCAGAGCCAUCUGGCAUCUGUGGUUCCAUGAGUAGAACCUGGGGGGUUGACGUCUCCAGAGCCAUUCAGGAAGGCAGCCUCUCAUGGCCCUGCUGGGUGGUGGGGAGUUUGCCAGGUCUUUGGUUCAGGUGUUCAAAUGGAAGUCCCAUUUUUAGGAUGUGUCUGUCUCUCUGAGUUUAGAUACUGACCCUGCCAUAGCUACCCACUACUACCCAGCAAGCCUUGCUCUUUAGCGAUACCAGUGCUGAGCCCAGCAGGACGUUAGGGUUCCAAUGUACUUAGGGCUUAGAAGAGGGAGGUCAGAGACCUUUUGCCCUAAACAGAGCUCUACCCUUUCCUUCACAAGAUGGCAACUGACUGGUGAUGGGGCUCACUUGCCACCCUGGGCCAUGAGCCCACUUUUCUAGCCUCCAAAGACUGGAAGCCAUGAAGCCAGUGAGGCAGUGUUUCUUAAGCUGUGAGUCUCAACCCCUUUAGUGAGCUCAAAGGACUCUAUCACAGGGGUUGCCUAUCAGAAAACACAGAUACUUACAUUACGAUUCAUAAUUAGCAAAAUUACAGUUCAGUAGGUACGAAAAUAAUUUUGUGGUUGGGGGUUACCACACCAUGAGGGCUGUAUUUAUGUGGCGGCAUUAGGACAGUUGAGGACUGCCAGAAGGGCCUAACCUGGAGUGGAACAGAACUCAGUGGGCUCUGCUUGGCCAGGUAGCUUCUUCACUGGUGGCCCCGUGGCUCACCCAGCAACCAGGAAGAUUAUUUCUUUCUUCAUUCACAGGACGAUAACCUCACUUCCCUUUCACAAUCCCUGGGUGCCGGGUGCGGAUGAGGUCCUGCCCUGUGCCCUUAUGUAGGAGCGGUCCUGCCCUAAGAGUUUAGCACAAACACCAGUCUCCUUGACCCCUGCACUCCCCCAGCCCUGCCCUGUAACCACCCUACUGUCUCACUUUCCAGGUUCCAGUUUCACUGCCAGGUGCAGGUCUGGAAGGCCAGGCCCAGGGCCCUCAGCCAGUGGGGAUAAUCAUGGUCUCCACAGCCUGCCUAUCUCUCUGCUCGCUGUUAUGUCUGGGGCCAACGUGACCCCCUCUCCCAGGUCUCUCAGCCAACCUGCCUUCUUACAGCACGGACUCCCACAAGUGACCCAAAGCACACAUCUUUGAGGGGCGAUGGGCCCUCCCCAGCCACAGGCCCUAUCCCCAGCAUCCUAGCAAGGAUGAAUUCUUCCCUUGACCCCAAUUCUGUGGCCUGAGAGGGCCCUGAGUCCUGGACUGAAGCUGGCUUCUAUGGAGAAGCUGCAUCCGUCCCUUCUAACAGUAGUGCCAAGGCUCAGGCCCUCUGCUGAGGCCCCUGCCCCACCAAAGUGCUCAGAGCGACCUUUGGGCCUUUGUCGGAAGGUGCCCAGGGCUUGAGGACCAGAACAUAAGCAAUGCCCGUUUAGAAACAAACCAGCUGCUUCCCUUCCCCUGGGCAGGCUUGGCUGCCUGCCAACAGCUGCCCAGGGCCUCUGGGGCAAUAGAAGUUUAAUCUCUUCCCUUGUUUGAAGAGUUACUGAACAGCAGGAACAGGUGGAGGCUGUUGCUGUUGGGGAGGAAGUACCCACAGAAGGGCUGGUAGGGCCAGGGUGGUAGCAGCAGGAGAGAGGUCCUGUCCACUAAAGGUACUAGAGAAGGGACCUCAUGUCUCUUUGGGUGGAAGUCUGUCCCCAAGGACACAGGCCCCAACUGGAGGGGAUCUACCCGAAACCCCUGGUUCACACUGAACAGGUUGCCCUGUCCCAGGAUACUGCCAGCAGUGGGCCUCUAGCCAAACUCCCCCCUGCAGGGCUUGGGCAGGGGCAGACUUGCCAGCCCAAGGGUGCCAGGCACAUUGGGGAGAUUUUCACAUUACCUAUUUAUGAAGAUGUAAGUCUUUCUAUCAAAUCUAUUUUUGAAACAUGAAAAGUUGCCUUCCUGGAUAUGUCAGAGACAGUGUACAAUUCAACCAUUAAACAUUUCUGUAUUGACUCUGUGCUCAA